AUGAAUCAGUCUAAGGGAAGGCUGGUAUCGGCGAUCGAUGCAUCGCAUGAAGAUCGAAAACGGGCAGAGGAUGCCUUCUACCGUGUCAUUUUCCAGUAUACCGGAGGGCCUGCAAAUCUACCAUAUGAACUGCGCUACAUGGCUCCAAACCCUAUAUUGGUCUCUGAUCAAUUCUUAAUCGAUCUAAGGCUGUUCCAUAAUGCUCUUUCAAUUGCCUUGAAUAAUAUUGUGCAGCGGUGGUUCACGGACAAAGAGGCUGCCUUUCCUACCCGCAUGCCACUUGAGCAGCAUGAGGAAGAGUUGUUACAGUGGCUAUCUAAUCAUUGUGAAACGCAUCCAGAGCAUGCAUAUGAAGGACACCAGGGUACUUGGAGACCAGACUUACUCAUCCCUGCUGAUGAAAAGGAUGGAUUCGCAAUGUGCGAAAUCAACGCUAGGUUUUUCUCUCUUGGCGUUGACCUGGCAUCUUGGAUCCAUAAGGGUUUAGCCAGUGAAGAGGCAAAGCCAUCCUUCGUUGAUAUACCCGUGAAUAAUGACCACAUGAUCGAAGCUUAUUUCACGUUGUUCAAUCCCAAACUCCCCAUCCAUUUGCUUCAAUCCGAGCACUUUCUUUCGGCUCGCGGUCGAUCGAGCAUAAUGGAGGCGUUCCUCAAUUGGGUCGAGCAAAGAACCGGAAUAAGGCCCCGCUCGGUGAGACCUGAGGAUCUGCGUCUAGUGCCUGAUGCUACUUCGGAGACUGGUUAUGCCCUUUACUGUACCCGGUCCACCAGUGCAGCGGCCUCUCCAGGUGAUCAGGAAGACCAAAGUCUAGAAUUGAUUCACCAAGCGGGUCUUCAGAUGGCAGUGGAUGAGUAUUCGGCCCUAGAUCCCGAAGCCCGUCGCUAUUUAGCACUUCACGGGGCCAAUGAUACCCGCAGCCGACUUAUCGUUCACGACAAGCGUAUUUUGGGAAUUAUCCACCAGGAGCUGGAUGACCUAGUUACAAAACAUCGUGUCUUGACAGAGGCGCAAGCCAUCCUGCUUCGCACUCGAAUCGUGCCUACCAUCAUUCCGGGAUCGCAGGAAGCAAAGCAGCUUCUUGACUUGUACCGACAGGGGGAUUUGGCUAAGGAUGACUUCAUCAUCAAGCCGGUACGCGGGGGCCGUGGACAAGGAAUCAAGUUUGGCGAUGAGCUGGAGAUUUCUGAGUGGGAGGAAGUUCUUGACGGUUUGCAGAAGCCGGAAUUGACUUCAGACGGAACGACAUACGUUGUCCAACGAAUUGUCAAGCAAGCUGAAGGAGACAUGUUCUUGGACGAGGAGAUUGGCGUGAAAAGGUGCCAACGAGUAGGGACCUACUACUCUAUGAACGGCGAGUUCUACGGUUUAGGAGCAUGGAGGGCCAUCGUGGCAACCGACAGAGUUUGCAACAUGUCGCUUGGAGGAGCCUGGAAGAUGGGCAGUGUACUCAUGUCGUACGAAUGA
Penicillium hordei is the source of this 1464-nucleotide messenger RNA. RefSeq lists its product as uncharacterized. The record is from RefSeq and is a predicted model, not a curated record. NCBI's taxonomy places the organism in Eukaryota, Fungi, Ascomycota, Eurotiomycetes, Eurotiales, Aspergillaceae. The transcript has 3 exons. Bases 1 to 1464 code for a protein of 487 amino acids.